GCUAAUUUAAAUUGACUUGCAGAACCACUAAGCUGUGCUGCAACUUACAGCUCCUUGCUGGAGCCCGCUUGGUCUUGCUCCUGAGGCCGCGGAGUCCAGGAGCGCGAUUCUGGUUCGCGCGCUAUGAGUCCUGCGUGGCGGGGCGCCCGCGCAGUGUUGCGCCUCCUCCGCGGGCUGACCAUAUUACUGCUGCUGCUGUGUCCACAGGCUGUGCGGAGUGACUGCAUCCCUCCCCCAGAUGUACCUAAUGCCACGCCAGCUUUGGAAGGUCGUACAAGUUUUCCUGAAAAAAGCAUAGUAACAUACAAAUGUAAUAAAGAUUUUGUAAAAAUUCCUGGCAAGCAAGAUGCAGUGAUCUGUCUUACGGGCAAUAAAUGGUCGCCGAUUGCAGAGUUUUGUAAUCGUAGCUGUGAUGUUCCAACCAGGCUACUCUUUGCAGUUCUCAAACAGCCUUAUAACAGACUGAGUUAUUUCCCAGAGGGUUGCGUUGUGGAAUAUGAGUGCCGUUUGGGUUACACAAGGAAUCAUUCCCUAUCAGGAAAAGCAACUUGCCUUCAGAAUUUCACGUGGUCCAAACCAGAUGAAUUUUGUAACAAAAAAUCAUGUCGUAAUCCUGGAGAAAUAAUAAAUGGUUAUAUUAAUAUAACAACUGACAUAUUAUUUGGCGCAUCCAUCAUCUUCUCAUGUAAUACAGGGUACAAAUUAAUUGGUCCAUCUUCUAGUUACUGUAUAGUUGUGGGAGACACAGUUGAUUGGAGUGAUCCAUUGCCAGAAUGCAAAGAAAGUUCUCAAACUUCCAAGGUCACACCAACUCCUCAGAAACCCACCACAGUAAAUAUUCCAGGUACUGAAGCCCCAUCAGCUCCUCAGACACCCAUCAUAGUAAAUGCUUCUGCUACAAAGGCCAUGCCAACUCCUCAGAAACCCACCACAGUAAAUAUUCCAGCUACAGAAGCCUCAUCAAUUUCUCAGACACCCAUCAUAGUCAAUGCUUCUGCUACAAAGGCCAUGCCAACUCCUCAGAAACCCACCACAGUAAAUAUUCCAGCUACAGAAGCCUCAUCAAUUUCUCAGAAACCCAUCAUAGUAAAUGCUCCUGCUACAAAGGCCAUACCAACUCCUCAGAAACCCACCACAGUAAAUAUUCCAGCUACAGAAGCCUCAUCAAUUUCUCAGAAACCCAUCAUAGUAAAUGCUCCUGCUACAAAGGCCAUACCAACUCCUCAGAAACCCACCACAGUAUAUAUUCCAGCUACAGAAGCCUCAUCAAUUUCUCAGACACCCAUCAUAGUAAAUGCUCCUGCUACAAAGGCCAUGCCAACUCCUCAGAAACCCACCAGAGUAAAUAUUCCAGCUACAGAAGCCCCAUCAGCUCCUCAGACACCCAUCAUAGUAAAUGCUCCUGCUACAAAGGCCCCACUAAUUCCUCAGAAACCCAUCACUGUAAAUGUUGCAGCUAAAGAAGCCUCAUCAACUCCUCAGAAAACCAUCACAGCAAAUGAUUCAGCCACAAUAGCCAAAACAUCCCCUAUAUCACAUGUUUUAUCUACAGAGACCCCACCAGCAUCCCAGACUCCCAUCAUUGCAAAUACUUCUGCAACACAAGUCACAGUAACACAAAAGUUCACUACUGUACAUGACUCAGUGAUUAAGCGUCCACACACAACACAAACAGUGCCCUCUGCUCAUAUUACAGCAACACAGAGUCAAGCUGUUACCAGGGGAACCACAACGUUUCGUCCAGAAACACUUUCUGUAGGGGUCAGCACCAUUGCAUCUGGACUUGUUGCUGGUACCAUAAUAAUUGGUACCCUAAUUCUAGUCAGAAUUUUCUGGGACUAUGGAAAAUCAGGCUCUUAUUACACUCGUGAGGACAACAAAGCACAAAAUGCUAUGUUUCAUAAUUUAACUGUGACUCCUGAUGCCUCAGAAGUAAGACUUGGACACGCAUAUAUAAUAUUGACAGUUUUGCUUGUGAUGCUAACAGUCAUUGGCUAGCUGACUAGCCAAAGAAGACAUAAGAAGAAAGUGUACACAAGUACACAGAAUAUUUCUAGCUCCAUAUAAAUUUCUGGAGGCGUGGACACCAUGUAUGCAGUCGUGCUCUUUGUUUUGCACAUUAUCAUUGUCUUUAAGGUGCAUAGGAC
This is a messenger RNA of Rhinolophus ferrumequinum (greater horseshoe bat), 2147 nucleotides long. It is a transcript of the gene CD55, whose product is annotated as CD55 molecule (Cromer blood group). The transcript is spliced from 10 exons. Bases 124 to 1998 code for a protein of 624 amino acids. The record is from RefSeq and is a predicted model, not a curated record. Lineage: Eukaryota; Metazoa; Chordata; Mammalia; Chiroptera; Rhinolophidae.